This is a messenger RNA of Syzygium oleosum, 1908 nucleotides long. Its product is annotated as glucan endo-1,3-beta-glucosidase 5. Gene Ontology annotation, cellular component: plasma membrane. The coding region runs from base 247 to 1695 and encodes 482 amino acids. The record is from RefSeq and is a predicted model, not a curated record. Gene Ontology annotation, molecular function: hydrolase activity, hydrolyzing O-glycosyl compounds. The transcript is spliced from 2 exons. NCBI's taxonomy places the organism in Eukaryota, Viridiplantae, Streptophyta, Magnoliopsida, Myrtales, Myrtaceae. Gene Ontology annotation, biological process: carbohydrate metabolic process.
CAGCUUAAAAGAAUACAAGAAAUGAACAAAAAUCCUCUCGGGUCACUGGCUGGUUCUCAUACUUUUCUUUUUCUUUUGGCACUUCCCUUUUAAGAACCGGUUACACACCCUGCUGCUGCUCCUUGGCAGCUCCAAUGUGAAUCAACCCACCGCCGCCUUGCCCCUACAGAGCACUAAAAAUCACUCCUUUAUCCAAAUCGAGACUCCCCCAUCUCUCACCUUAAUGACCAAUCUUGAAACCCGGAAAUGUUGCAACCCAUAACCAAAGUUGCAAUCUUUUCGCUCUUCUUGGUGCUCUCGUCCUCGCCCCCGGUCACGGAAUCCGCCAUUGGAGUGAACUGGGGCACCAUCUCCUUCCACAGGCUGAGGCCAUCCACGGUGGUGGAUCUCUUGCAGCAGAACAAGGUACAGAAGGUGAAGCUGUUCGAUGCGGACCCAGGUGCGCUCAGGGCUCUUGAAGGGAGUGGGAUUGAGGUGAUGGUGGGGAUACCCAAUGAGAUGCUGGCCGUGUUGGGCUCUUCGAGUGUUGCCUCUGAUCUCUGGGUUCGCCAGAAUGUGUCUAGCUUUGUGGGUAAAGGCGGUGUUGCCAUCAGGUAUGUCGCGGUAGGCAAUGAGCCCUUCCUCUCAAGCUAUGCGGGUCAAUUUCAGAACUAUGUUAUGCCAGCCCUGCUCAAUCUACAACAGUCAUUGGCCAAAGCAAAUCUUGCUGGCUACGUCAAGCUAGUGGUCCCUUGCAAUGCCGAUGCAUAUGAAGCGGACCUUCCUUCUCAAGGGGCAUUUCGUCCUGAACUUACACAAAUCUUGACGCAACUCGUCUCUUUCCUGAAUUCGAAUGGUUCCCCUUUCGUAGUGAACAUUUAUCCGUUCCUAAGCCUGUAUGGGAGCUCGGAUUUUCCUCAAGACUAUGCAUUUUUUGAGGGAACUACUCAUGCUGUGACAGAUGGGGCCAAUGUAUACACUAAUGCAUUCGAUGGGAAUUUUGACACGCUAGUUGCAGCACUUACUAAAUUAGGUUAUGGACAGAUGCCCAUAGUCAUUGGGGAGGUGGGUUGGCCAACGGACGGAGCUUUGAGUGCGAAUCUCACCGCUGCUCGGGCAUUUAAUCAAGGCCUUAUUAAUCAUGUACUUAGCAACAGUGGAACUCCGUUGAGACCUGGAGUCCCUCCAAUGGAUGUGUAUCUUUUCAGUCUAGUCGACGAAGGUGCCAAGAGUGUGCUUCCAGGAAACUUUGAGAGGCACUGGGGAAUUUUCUCUUUUGAUGGCCAGGCUAAAUAUGCCUUGAACCUCCGUAUGGGCAACAGGUUGCUAAAAAAUGCGAGGAGCGUGCAAUAUCUCCCGUCUAGGUGGUGCGUGGCUGACCCAUCAAAGGAUCUCUCCACCGUUGCGAAUCACAUGAAGCUUGCUUGUAGUAUUGCGGAUUGCACUACGCUCAACUACGGUGGAUCAUGCAAUGGUAUUGGAGCAAAGGGAAAUAUCUCGUAUGCAUUCAACAGUUAUUAUCAAGUGCAGAUGCAGAAUUCACAGAGCUGCGAUUUCGAUGGGCUUGGGAUGGUUACUUUCCUGGAUCCGUCGGUAGGUGAAUGUAGGUUUCUGGUCGGUGUAACUGAUAUUACUUCUGCUGCUGUUGGGACAUAUUGGAGAGGGGUCAUGGUUUGGGUUUUGAUUUUGUGGAGUGUCUGGGUGUUUGAAGUGUGAAGUUUCUUACUUGGGGUUUUUGUUGCUCCCCUCUUCUGAAAGUGAAACCGAUAGUCAUAGAAGUCAGGUCGCUAUACUUAGACAUACUCAGGAUUACCCUAGUAUAUGUAGACUCUUCGUAAUUGUCACAGAGAGUGAAGUUAUGUAGUGAGAUGAGAACCAUUGAUUCUUAAAUUAACAUUGGCAUGGUAUAUCUUAUGAUUAUUGCUCGAA